This is a messenger RNA of Myripristis murdjan (pinecone soldierfish), 5476 nucleotides long. RefSeq names its product TSC22 domain family, member 1 (gene tsc22d1). Gene Ontology annotation, cellular component: nucleus; cytosol. Lineage: Eukaryota; Metazoa; Chordata; Actinopteri; Holocentriformes; Holocentridae. The record is from RefSeq and is a predicted model, not a curated record. Gene Ontology annotation, biological process: negative regulation of apoptotic process; regulation of transcription by RNA polymerase II; positive regulation of cell population proliferation. The transcript has 3 exons. Bases 795 to 3980 code for a protein of 1061 amino acids.
ACCAAGCACUCCUCCCCUCCCGUCUCGUCACAGACCGACAGCAGCGGUGCAGGAGGCGUACCGACCGUACCGACACAGGAUAACGCUACUGUUGAGGAGGAGUGAUACAGCAAAGAUUGGACUAAAAAACCAAGACUCUACGGAAUGGAUUAAGUGUUUUUAACGCCACUGUUCUGUGAAGGUAUACUUUUUGGCAUCACCGUGCACCGGGCGAAAGGUUGCUUGUUUUCGUUUUAUUUUCCUUUGAACAAAAUUCAACAGCUAACGUUAAUGCGACUCACCAUAGUCUGUAUUUAGCUAGUCGGGGGAUGGAGACUGUGGCAGCUAGCUAGCUGACGUUACAUUUCUGUCAGGCUAGCAUUUAACACACAGCCGCCGCAUACUGAUUUUGCUUAAAGGACGAGUAGUUGUUCCAGUUGAGUAUUUUAUUACAGGAACCCCGAAAUGUUGGCUUGUGUGUAACAAAGGGGCAAACAGCUAACACCGGUAGCUCGCCGCUAACUAUCACUGGCAAGCUCAUCAGCUGACGUUAGCUCGCGACUUAGCAAGCGGCCACUAGCUUCCUCUGCCUCGCGAACUGUCAUCGGAGAGCGUUUAAGCGUCUGAACAAGGGUUAAUAUAUCGGCGCAACUUUGCCUUAUAUUUGGGGAGAGCCAUCCAAUACUUGGUUCAGAUAUUUAUUUUUGAGUCGUGUUGUCUGUUGACCGUAGCUUUGUCAAAACGGCGGCGUUAACGAACUGCAACGUUAUUGGAUACUACUGUCAGAGACCAACUACCUCCCGGAUUCUCUCAAAAUGCAUCAUCCGGACCCUGCAGGAGACUCUGGCAGUGUUAGAAAGAUGGCGCACCCGGCAGUCUUUCCUAGAAGGGGUAGCAACACGGGCAGCGGGAGUGGCUCUACGUUGUCAACGCCGGCAAACGCGGUGGUCAAUAACAGCCAUGUCCCAGUCGAUGAUUUUCAGUCCUCCCUGUUGAUUCAAUCCCAACCUCCGGCUGGCUCGUCCUCCCCGGUCCCCCAGCAUCCUCCUCCCCACAGCCUGAAUCUGCACUCCCAGCCCCAGCCCACACAGUCAGCAGGAGCUCAGAUGAAAAAGAAGAGCGGCUUCCAAAUCACUAGUGUGACUCCAGCACAGAUAUCCGUGAGCACCAACAAUAGUAUUGCAGAGGACACAGAGAGCUACGAUGACCUGGAUGAAUCCCACACGGAGGACCUGUCUUCAUCAGAAAUCCUGGAUGUGUCCCUCUCCCGCGCCAAUGACAUAGCCGGAGCAGAGAGAAGCUCUUCUGAGGAGACUCUGAAUAACUUCCAUGAGGCAGAGACCCCUGGAGCUAUCUCCCCUAAUCAACCUUCACAACUCCACUCCCUGAGCCAGCCCCCCCAGCAUGGAGGGACUAUGGUGAAUGGGAUUGUUCAUCACCACCAUCAACAUCAUCAUCAUCAUCAUCAUCAGGGGCAUCAUCAUCCUCACCAGGCUCAGGUCCAGUCCGUCUCCUCUGGGCCUGUGGGGGCCCCAUCUGCCCUCACUUCUGGAGCUUUACCUUGUGUCACCCAGAAAAUGCCUUCUAACGUGGGGGUCCCCCAAGAGAAUGUUGUCCCAGCUGGGCCUCCAAGUAUUAUUGCCCAGCCUGUGGGGGCCGUGGCCCUGGGAUCUGUCCCUGGAAUGCACAGCUCUGCCACGGGCACUACUGUUAGUAUAGUUAAUCCCCAGACCAGCAAUGUUAGUAAUGUGAAUAUGUUGAGCUCUGCCAACGUGCCUGUGAGGGGGGGGAUCAGCACCAGUGCGAGCAGUGGCAGUGGUGGAUUCCCUCCUAGUGUGAUAAGCAGCAGUGGGGGGAGCGGAGGCGGAGGUGGUGCCGUUGCUAUUGUGGGCAGCCUCAUCACCAGCCCUAAUGUCAACAUGAUCCAACAGCACCAAACCAUCAACUCCAGCAUCACUAUGAGCACGACUACCACUACAACUGCUGCCGCUGCUGUCAGUGCCUCUGGGGUGAUGGGACUUUCCAGUGGGACCCAGGGAAGGGUUGGAUCUUCUCUGUCUCAGCCUGGCAGUGCCUCUGUCCCAGCCAUGGCCGUAGCCCCUGUACCCUCUACUCUGCCCCAGCCCGCCCCAGCCCCGGCCCCGGCCCCAGCCCCAGCCCCAGCCCCUGCAGCUGCUACUACCAGCUCUCGUUUCAGGGUGGUGAAGCUGGACUCCAGUUCUGAACCCUUCAAGAAGGGCCGAUGGACAUGCACUGAGUACUAUGACAAAGAAACCCCAGCCUCUGCCUCUAGCUCCUCGGCAUCUGAAGCUGCAUGUACCAGCAUGCGUCAGUUUGUCCCUGAGAAUUUUGCUGGGGCUUCAGAGAGGGAAAGCACCAGUAGUAGCUCUGUGAGUAGCACCGUCAGUACGUUGAGCCAUUACACAGAGAGUGUGGGCAGUGGAGAGGCUGGGGGACCGUCAGCACCCCAACAGGCGCAGGAUUAUGCCUCCACCCCUCAGGCCUUCCAAGCACUCCUCCCUAGUGGCCUAAGCAUGGGAGUGUCCCAUACCCAACCUCACAUGCACCCCCAGGAUCUAACCCAUGCACACCUGAAGACCACCGUGGCCCCCUCUGCUCCCACCAGCAUUCAUCAGCCUGCUGCCAUGUCAGGCCAUCAGACCACUAUAGGGCACCCUGCUCCUGUUAUGCCCCAGCAGCAGCUCACCUAUGCCCAGGCAGUUGCUGCUCAGCCUCCAGCCUCCACCCAGGGCCUAGUGGGUGUUCAACAACAACAGCAGCAACAGCAACAGAUAGGCUAUGGCUCCCUGGCCCAACAGCCUCCUGUUCCAACCCAGACGGCCCCAGUGCAGGUCAGGCCUCCUGAGUACACCCAGCCUCACCCUGGCCUGCCCCAACCCGUCGGGUCUCAACCUCUAUCCCAUCAGGCUGCAUCAGCUGCCUCUGGGCCAGGGAAUGGAGCAUGCCACAUGAUAGCGGGGCAGCAGCAGGCACAGGUUCUCCUCCAGACUCAGCCCCAGCAGACCCCCUCCCUCCAGGCCACCACCUCUACUAUGGUUUCCCAGAUGGGAGCAGCAGGCCUUGGUCAACAGCCUCAGAGUCACCCUGUCCCUCUGGAUCGCCAACAGCAGCAGCAACCGCAGCAGCAACAGUCACUCCCAACCCAAACCCAAAACUCGGGCCUUGGCACCCAGCUGCCCAGCACAGUGCACCCUAGCCAAGUGGCUGCAUCAGGUGUGCCUCCUCCCAACCCUCAGAGUGACCCCCAGCCCCAAGCCCACAACGGAGGAAAUAGUGUCAGGGUGCCGACCCAGUCUGCUCCCCAUAUCCAGCCGCCCCGUAUGAGCUUGUCCCAGGACCUCACCAGUGCCCAGGCCCAGGCCCAUGCUGCCCAGGCCAGUGCCCUGUAUGCUAGUCUGCCCACCUUCACUACCACUCAACUUGAGGAUGCCCAGCGGCUGCUCCUCCAGCACCAGUCAGCUCUGCUGGGGCUGCCGAAGCUGUCCGGAGGGGAGGCAGGCUCAGGGUCCAGCGCUGGUCAGGGUCAAGAAGCUGAGGGCAAUGCUGCAGCUGCUGCUGCUGCUGCUGCUGCUGCUGCUGCUGCCGCUGCCGCCAGUGCCUUAUCUGCAUCAGCCGGGCUCCUCAAGACUGUGGAUGGAGAGGAGGAUGGCUCGUCGGGAGCCAGCGUCGUGGCCAUAGACAACAAGAUCGAACAAGCAAUGGACCUGGUGAAGAGCCAUCUGAUGUAUGCGGUUCGGGAGGAGGUGGAGGUUCUGAAGGAGCAGAUCAAGGAGCUGAUCGAGCGCAACUCCCAGCUGGAGCAGGAGAACACGCUGCUGAAGACGCUGGCCAGCCCUGAGCAGAUGGCCCAGUUCCAGGCCCAAGUCCAGACCGGCUCUCCCCCGGCCGCCCCCACAGCCGCUGCCGCUGCCCCGGGGCCCCAGAGCACCACCGCCCUCACUCAGCAGCCCGUCUCGCACAGCUCCGGCCCCUCGGCAUAGCCCGGUCCGCCCGGACAGACUGACUGACAGUUUUCUGAAUUCUGCUGCAGCAAGCAGAGCUAAACCAUGCCUUCUACAGCAGGAGGCGACGCUGUUAAGACAAGAAUUUGCACAUAUUUAACUCAGAAGGACGCAGCCAGUAGGUCGGUGUGGAGCGGUGCUUCGAGGCACGGUGGAAGGAGACAAUCCCAAGAUGCUGAGUGUGUGUGUGUGGUGGUGGUGGGGGAGGGGAGGGAGGGCUCGGUAUCGGAGGAGAAUGAAUGGAUGAACAUUUGCCAAAUAACCCUAGGACAUAUCAACUAGAAUGUCUUAUGAAGAAGAAACAAAACAACUAAUCAGUGGCGACAUUAUACUCGACCCAAGAAAAUAAAAAUCACUGUGCCUGCGUCAAUGGAUUUCACGUGAUGUCGAUUUCUUUGAUGGUGAUGAAGAGUAGGAGACGGAGGUUAUAUCGGUUGUCGCCACGCUUUGCUGAACAAUGUAUUGUAAAUAAAAGUGGUUCUCUCUCAAGAGUAGAUGCUAAAAGUUACUGGGUGAGAGAUGCGGGAGAGAAAAGCCUAAUAGUGUGACAAAUAAAGAAUGUCAGCAAUUAUUAUUAUUAUCAUCACAGAGUCCCCAUCUGGCAUGGGGCAUGUGGGGGGGAUGUAGAGCAAACAGGGAACUGGAGGUGGUUCGAACGCAACACUUGGAAGCAUUGAUGAUGUUAUUUUACCUGGGAGUUGAGGGAGGGGGGGCUUGGGUUUAUUAAUGAGAUGAUGAUGAUCAUCUAUUUUCAGUAUUUAAGUUUCGAGCUCCUCGGUUGCCCUGGACAAAGCUCAUCAUUGCUGUUCUUUCAACCCUGCGGUGGCAUGUUUAUUAAAUAAUCUCAAGCAGGGUUGAGACAUUGGGCUAAGCUGCAUUUUUUUCCCCCAAACGUUUGAUGGGCAGAAGAUGAUGUAUAUUUCUGUAUAGUGUAAGUACUGUGUAAAAUAAUAAUGAGAGAAAAGAGGAAAAGACGACAACAGACGGUAUCUAGGUCACACAGAUUGAAGCGGGUGGGCUAUAACCUGCCCGGUCUGUGUUGUCUAUUUUUAAUGCUGUAUUUCAGGACUAUGGAGAUCUACAGGAGUUGAGGUUAUUGAACUGACAACAGACAGGCAACAGUGGUGUCCAUAUCCCCUGCUGCAACAUUAACUCUUACUGUAAAACCUUUUUUUUUUCACUUGAUUUUUUUUCUGAAGUAUUUGCAGCCUUGUGAUUUUUUUUUUCCCAUCUUUUUUUUUUUUUUUUGACAGUGAGGUACUCUUGGAUGAUCAAACUCUUAACACAUACUCUGAAUACCAUGAAGACAAAACUCCGGACAUGUUUUUUUGGGGGUUCUGUGUAUCGGUUGUAUGCUCAUGUUCUGUGCAUGUUUCCUCAGAAACCAGAUGACAAAUUGUAACAUACAUAAUACAAUUGCACUUGACAGCUGCACUUCACAACUUUCAAUAAAAAUGCUUAAGGAAGAAUAAUAA